Messenger RNA from Dromiciops gliroides (monito del monte), 1134 nucleotides. Its product is annotated as serum amyloid P-component-like. The transcript is spliced from 4 exons. NCBI's taxonomy places the organism in Eukaryota, Metazoa, Chordata, Mammalia, Microbiotheria, Microbiotheriidae. Bases 244 to 1032 code for a protein of 262 amino acids. The record is from RefSeq and is a predicted model, not a curated record. Gene Ontology annotation, molecular function: complement component C1q complex binding. Gene Ontology annotation, biological process: innate immune response.
CACUCAGGUCAGAGGGAGCUGGGGGCUUUUUUUUCCCCCAGCUGUCUGACCUGGCAUCUUGUACAGCCCAUGGGGCUUUUUGGCUCAGCUGAAGCAGAGGGGGCAGGACACCAGCACCUCCCACGCUGAGGAGACCCUGAGAGCCUAAGGCUUUCUGAUCUCAGCCUAAAGGCAAGUUUCAUCAUGGGGCGUAUGUCACAGUAGAAAUGGGCCACCUCUGUACCACAGAAAGGAUACCAUUGGAUGCUGAGGUCAUUAACUGUGAAGGCUUCUGGAUUUGUUCUUGAAGAGUUCUUGGAGGGAAGAAGAAGAAGAAGGAGGAGGAGGAGGAGGAGAAGAAGAAGGAGAAGAAGAAGAAAGAGGAGGAGGAGGAGGAAGAGAAGCAGCAACAGCAGCACCUAUGAUAUAGGAAUGAAAGACAUGAGGGGGAAGGUGUUGGUGUUCCCUAAUGAAUCAUCUGAUGCCCAUGUCCUCCUGAUCCCUCAGAUUGAGAAGUCACUGCAGAAUUUUACUGUGUGCCUUCGUGCCUACACUGACCUCACCCAUCCAUACAGUCUCUUCUCAUAUGCUACAAGAACCAAAGACAAUGAACUCUUCCUAUUUAAGUCCAAAGAUAGGGAAUACUCUCUUUUUAUUGGGAAUGAAAAGGUUGCUUUUAGAGUCACUGAUGAUCUUUCUUCCCCAGUACAUAUUUGUGUAAACUGGGAGUUAGACUCAGGCAUAGCUGAACUGUGGAUGAACGAUAGGCUCCUAGUAAGAAAGGGCUUGAAGAAGGAAUAUUCACUGGGAAAAAAGGCAAAGAUUGUCCUGGGACAAGAGCAAGAUUCAUUUGGGGGAAGUUUUGAUAAUAGCCAGUCCUUUGUGGGAGAAAUUGGAGAAGUGCACAUGUGGGAUUAUGUACGCUCCCCACAGCAGGUUCAUUCUUUUUACCACAGUGGGACCUUAAGUGGCAAUAUCCUAGACUGGGGAGCAUGGAAUGGUGAGAUAAAAGGUUAUGUGGUCACAAAACCCCAGGUGUGGUCCUGGUCCUAAGUCUCUGGGCCAUUAACAUACUAGUAAACAUAACUGAUCAGCAAGUUGAUGGUUCUUUCCCUAGGAGAUUAGAUCUCAUAUACCUAGAUCUGAGGGUCUUUG